Linum trigynum is the source of this 1041-nucleotide messenger RNA. NCBI's taxonomy places the organism in Eukaryota, Viridiplantae, Streptophyta, Magnoliopsida, Malpighiales, Linaceae. The record is from the annotation of a GenBank genome assembly.
AUGGGAGAAAUGGCAGGGAUCCAGUUGGGAGUUAUUGGGGCUCUGUUCCUCUCCGUUGCCUCUUCAGUCUCCAUUGUCAUCUGCAACAAAGCUUUGAUGAGCAAUCUAGGCUUCCCUUUUGCUACGACACUCACGAGUUGGCACCUGGUGGUGACAUUUUGCACACUCCAUGUGGCUCAUCGGUUCAACCUGUUCGAGUCGAAGUCGGUUGACAUGAAAACCGUGAUUCUUUUUGGGCUGCUCAAUGGUAUCUCAAUUGGGUUCCUUAACCUCAGCUUGGGUUUCAACUCCAUUGGCUUUUAUCAGAUGACAAAACUUGCAAUCAUCCCCUUCACUGUCUUAUUGGAAACACUCUUCCUGAACAAAAACUUCAGCCAAAAGAUAAAGUUUGCUCUCUUCCUGUUGCUUGUUGGAGUAGGGAUUGCCUCUGUGACAGAUAUGCAGCUCAAUGGCCUUGGCACCAUUCUGUCCCUUCUUGCCAUCCUAACAACCUGUGUUGGCCAAAUUCUGACAAACACAAUCCAGAAGAGGCUGAAUGUGUCAUCAACCCAGCUGCUCUACCAAUCAGCUCCAUUCCAGGCUGCAGUUCUCUUCAUCUCAGGACCUCUGGUUGACCAGUUCCUCACCAAGAAGAAUGUGUUUGCAUACAAAUACAAUCCCUUAGUAGUGACAUUCAUAUUGCUGUCAUGUGUGAUAGCUGUAGCAGUGAACUUCAGCACAUUCAUGGUGAUAGGAAAGACAUCUCCUGUGACAUACCAAGUUCUAGGGCACCUAAAGACAUGCCUUGUCCUACUGCUGGGUUAUACUUUGCUGCAUGACCCUUUCUCCAUGAGGAACAUUGUAGGGAUCCUUGUGGCCAUGGGUGGGAUGGUCUUGUACUCUUACUUCUGUACCCAAGAGAGCAAGAAGAAGCAUUCAGAUGACUUGCCAUUGAAAGGGUCUCAGGUAAAGGAGAAGGAGGGUGUGCUUACACCAUUGAUGGGAGUGCAAGAGAAGGAAAAUGCUGAGGCGAAGAAAUUGGCAAAGGACUCUGUUGUUUAG